GUGACAGCAUAUGUGAAUCUUUACUGUAUUGUUCUUGGAGUUACCUUUGUUUUGACUUGAAAGAACUUACAUUCCAACUGUCUUGACGGUAAAUAGGUGCGCAAGUGGAAUUUUACAAAGAUGAGUGAAUCUGGUAAGUAGUUUGAAUAAUAAAAAUCGGCCGCGAAAAUUGUUGUUUUGCGUCACACGCGCGUGUAAGUUUCAACAUGAGGAGGCUUCCUGAUAUAUUAGAUUAUCUCAUAUGUGUUGGCCUUUUUCUCGGCUGAGAAUAUUUAUAAUCUCGGAAGCAAUGUAUUUGGAUAGGGCUGCAUGGAUUAAAACCUUAAUUUGUUCUAUUAAACUGGCCAAAAAAACUUGGCGGGGAGGGGGUAUGGGUCAGGAGGUGGGGGAGGGGGGAGGAUUGUGUUUAUGAAUUUCUGGUCUCUUCGGCCUAUAAAACCUUCUGGCAAUAUGUUGUCUCUUUUUUUUUUUCAAAAUACCUAAUUUAGGACACUUUUCUAAUAAUAGGUGAGUAGUAAAGAAAACUAAGGGUGAUUCUUUCUCCUUCCAGAUAUUGAUGAGCUAUUCCUGAAACAAAAAGACUGCAACCUGUAUGUAGCCACAGCUGUGGCUAGCUUUUUGUCUUGCCUAUUUCUGUUCUACUUUAUAAGUCCAAGAUUCUCAUCACUAGUUUCCUCGGGCUACCAGAAGCUUUCUGUAGCCAAGAGGAUUGAUUGGAACACCAGGUAAUUAAUCAACACGAUUAAAUUUGCAGCUGCAGAAAAAAUCCACAGAGAGGAGUUCCUUGAAGACCCCUCCCCUCCCUUCAGAACAAUGAUCCAUGUUCUUCCUACCCCUCUGGAAACUUUGGUCCUGAUUGACAGAGGAAAAAUGAAGUUUCUAGACAAAGGACACAACAAUAUUUAAAACCACAUAUCGUUUCUUUUCAUGCUCGCUUGUUAACUGUGAAAAUCAUAUGAAAAUAUGUCCCUUGUUUAUCCCAUCCUCAGAGACCCGGUUGGGUCAGUCAGUUGUGUCAGGAGAAGAGGCAUGACAAUAGUUUUCUGGCUUUUUUUCUCCAAACCCUAAAGACUUACCCCGGGUCUCCUGAAGGAUCGACGUGUUAACCCCUGUCCUGCAUAAGAACAAAUUCCAAUUUCUCGCCUAUUCUCUGGAAAUUUCUGAUCCCUUCAAUAGCAAGUGAUGUCAAGGAGCAGAGAGAUCCGACCAAGUUACCACAUCCCCUCCCACCAUCUGUUUCCCACCAUCCUAGUGGCAGAUUAGAUUUUAGGGGAGGAUCCUAGCAACCACCCUAUUUUUGAGCAAUAAUUGGUCAAUUAUUGCAAAACAAUGCCUACAGGGUCAGGAAAACAAUAAUUCGAAGAUCAGCCACCCACCCCCUCGGCAGCUUCCCCCUCCUAAUUCAACAAGAUCUACAUUAAGGUCUGGAUCUCCCUUGUGCAUCCAAAUAAUAAUUUUUCUUUCUAAUCCAAUUUCCUUUAGGCUAAAAACUGAUUAAAAUAAUAAUUCUCAUGUCUUACAGGAUUGGUUCAAACCUGCAUGCCAUAAUCGUCAGUAUCACCAGUUUGUAUUGUUUUUUCUUUGAUGCAGAAACAACUUCAAAUCCUGUGGCGUGAGUAUUUUAAAAACCGGUCAAUCCUUUUCUUUAUUUGCUCGUUUUGCUUCACAGGUGAUAUUUUAGUAAGACGUUUGAUACUAAUAGAUAUCUCUAUGAUAUUUUAGGAGUGAUGCUGUAUUUGUGAGAACAGGGAUUGCAAUCACAAUGGGCUACAUCUCAGCAGGUACAAGUAACUACCAGAGAUUUAUAAGGGCUGCAUUUGCUCCCCAGACUCUCCUCUUAGGCCUUAAUGAAGUAGCACAAGCUAGUCUAUUCUGCAAUAAGAAAAACUGAGUAUUUCAUGUUCAUCUUUUUUCAGACUUUCUGAUUAUAAUGCUAUCAUACAAGCAUAUUGGAGAUUUGUUCACUGUGACACAUCAUGUGAUGGCUAUAUGGGCCUACUAUUUUGUUGUGGUGAGUACUGUAAAGGAGUUACAGUAUAUGCCGAGAUGACGCCCACAUUUUUGGGUCAAAACUGAGCCAAUAUCAAAACUAAGGGUACUUUCCAAAAGUCAGAACUAAUACCCAGGCUGGUUAUUUUGAAAAUUAAAUAUAGUCUUUUCUUGAAAUUCAUUUACAAAAUUGAAGGGUUUUACCAUCAAUGCACAAGCAGUUUAAUCUAUUCCAUGUUUUGACAGGUUUAUGGUUCCCUGCCUUAUUUUGCUAAUGUACGACAACUUGCUGAGAUUUCCACGGUGUUUGUUAAUCAGAGGUUAGUGCUGUAUAGUACAUAGACAGGGGCAGAUCUAGGGGGAGGGUGCAGGGGGUGUGCACCCUCCCCCCCCCCGAGAUGAGACUGCGGUUUUCUAAUACAACUGGUAUUCUGCAAAAAAAAAAAAGGGGGUUUAUUGGUGUUGAAGUAGAGCAAGAGACAAGUGCACCCCCUCCUAAAAAAAAUCCUGGAUCCGCCCGUGAUAGACUAAAACAAGUACCAGGGGUCAAAUUGAUAAAACUUUUACAAGUGUAGCUAUUGUGUUCAGACCGUUGAAAAAAAAUUGAUCCCUGUUUAUUAGAACUCAACAUAACAACAGAACAUCAUGAAUAUGACCAAUUCCAUUGACUAUGAAGGCUGUUGUGCUUGUGAUGAUAUCAUUUCUUUCAUGUGUAAACUGAGACUUUCUCAUAGUUAUUAUUAAUAAUCAGGGGCAGAUCUGGAAAAUCUAGUGGGGAGGGGUCGAUAGGGCACAGAUAGUGCCCCCCUCCAUGUAGCCUGCAAGAGCAGAUGCCUUAAUUUCGAGCUUUUGUUUCCAAUGCCCAAAUAUGAACAAAAGCUGUAAGGCAUGUGAUCUCAAAGGCUAAAUUAAAGUACAUGGUGAAACUAUUUUGUUCUUACAAAACUCUGGGUCUGAGAAUUUGUGCCCAGAAAUUAAGGCUCUAAACGUCUGAGAGAAAAUUCUAAAAAGAAAACAAAAAUGCCAGACAAAAAAAAAUUAAAAAAUAAAUAAAUUAAAAUAAUAAUUAAUUAAUAAAAACUAAUAAAAAAUUUUUAUUAAUAAAUUAAUCAUUUUUUUUUCACAAAAGUGGGGUGUGGCCCUCACCCACUCCUCCCCCUCUAAAUCUGCAUAUGAUACAGACAACCUUUGCCUUGUCGACAUGCUGCUUUUCAUCCCAAUAUGGACAGUAGCUAAAACCCAGCAAACUGAAUUUUACUCUUGCUAUUACAGAGUCUGACUAAUGAGGUCACCAACGCAUUGUCCUGAGUGUCCACAAUAAAGGCAGUUGACUGUAUAAAUACAGUCAAACUUCCACUAACGGCUACCUCUCUACAAUGGCCACUUUUUGGGGGGACAAUCCAUACAUUGACUCUUGAUGAAAGCUCUUCUACAACGGUUGCCUCUCUACCAUGGCCACUUUGUUCUGUCCCCAAGGUGGCCGUUGUCAAGACGUUCAACUGUAUUAUGUAAAGAAAUUUAAUUACCAUGCCUUAUUUCUUCUAGGUGGUUCUUUGAUGCUAUUGGUUAUUCCAGAUUAUCUCGUGGCUUUGUUGUAAAUGGGUAUAUCAUGGGUGCAUCAUUUUUCCUGUGUCGUAUAGCAAUCAUGCCACUAUACUACUACAAGUGUUAUUCAGUCUGGGGAUCUCGACAACAGAAAGACUUGGGAGCACUUAUUAGUUUCUACUGGAUUUCUACCUGCAUUGUACUGGAUUCAAUCAACUUGUACUGGUUUACAAAAAUUGCGAGGGGAGCAAUGAAGCUAACUCGCAAACUGAAAGAACGCAAAGAAGGCUAAUUUUAUUUCAUCAGUCUUUGACAAGUGUUUUAACUAAAUUUUUAAAGAACCUGAGGUUUUUACUAAUCAAUACUUUUUAAAUAUUAAUUUAAUUGGAUAACUAUCAAUAAUUUUUGUAUAAGCAUAAUUUGUCCAGAUGUUAUAAAUAAGCGUUGACUGAUUAUUUAAAAUAGUAUUGAGAUAGUUUUAAUAUAAUUAUGAUGCAAAAAAAGUUGCACAGACCUAUAUAGACCAAUUAGGGCCAGAGAAAUUGUUUAGAUAUUGUGAAAAAAAGAAAUGGUCAAGUG
Molecule: messenger RNA, 4113 nt
Organism: Porites lobata
Lineage: Eukaryota; Metazoa; Cnidaria; Anthozoa; Scleractinia; Poritidae
Source: the annotation of a GenBank genome assembly